Molecule: messenger RNA, 1068 nt
Organism: Diaporthe citri
Lineage: Eukaryota; Fungi; Ascomycota; Sordariomycetes; Diaporthales; Diaporthaceae
Exons: 1
Coding region: 1-1068 (355 amino acids)
Source: RefSeq, a predicted model, not a curated record
AUGACUGGCCCACCUUUCACCCUGCCCAGCAAGUAUGAGGAGGUGCACAAGAUAGAGAACCAAGCCGGCCCAGGAGACAAUCGGCCAACCGGUGUGGAGAUUCUCAAAGAUGGUAAUCGAUUCGAUGGCUCUCUCAACAACAAGGUGGCAAUUGUCACCGGCUGUUCCUCGGGCAUUGGCGUCCCGACGGUGGAAGCUCUGGCGGCGGCGGGAUGCAUUGUUUACGGCGGCGUCCGAGGAGCUAGCCUUGGACGCGCACAAGAGGCCCUCUCAUCAGUUCUCAACGACCCCAAGACCAAGGACAAGGUCCACCUACUCGACCUAGACCUGACAAGCCUCGCGAGCGUCAAGGGCUUUGCCGACGAGAUCAAGAAGAGGGAGUCGAAAGUCAGUCUCCUCAUCAACAAUGCCGGGAUCAUGGCCGUCCCCACGCGCGAGCUCACCAAAGACGGGUUCGAGUCGCAGUUCGGAACCAACCAUCUUGCCCACUUCUAUCUCUUCCAGAACCUCAAGGGUCUCUUGAUCGCAGGAAGCAAGGCCUCCCCGGACUUUGCAUCCCGCGUGGUCAACGUCAGCAGCGCUGCCCACCGCUACAACACGGUGAUCCUGGACGACAUCAACCUCGCGAAGCCGGGGAACUACGACCCCCAAAAAGCCUACGGUAACUCCAAGACCGCGAACAUCUGGAUGGCAAAUCACAUCGAGCGGCUCUACUCGUCUCAGGGCAUCCACGCGUACUCGCUGAUGCCGGGUGGCAUCGCGACGCCGCUGCAGAAGCACGUGCCAGAAAUGAUGGAGGCGAUUAAAGGGGUAGCAAGGAUCGAGAACUUCAUGAAGAGCACGGGGCAGGGGUGCGCGACGACAAUCUGGGCGGCCACAGACCGCGACCUCGAGGGCAGAGGUGGGGUAUACUGUGAGGACUGUUGUAUCAUUGGCCCGGUGCCGAGCCAGAGUGACGGGGCUGAUGUUGUUGCCCCUGGGUACUCUGAGUGGGCUUAUGACCCCGAGGGGGAGGAAAAGCUGUGGAAGAUGAGCAACGAGCUGGUUGGACUCGAGGCGAAUGCUUAA